Molecule: messenger RNA, 2740 nt
Organism: Cotesia glomerata
Lineage: Eukaryota; Metazoa; Arthropoda; Insecta; Hymenoptera; Braconidae
Exons: 4
Coding region: 1-2724 (907 amino acids)
Source: RefSeq, a predicted model, not a curated record
AUGGAUGACAUUAAUGAAGAAUCUACAAUUGAAGAAGAUAGUGAUGAAAAUGCUAUUGAAGAAAAUGCUAUCGGCGAAAAUGCUAUUAAAGAAAAUGCUAUUGGAGAAAAUGCUAAUGAAGAAAAUGCGAAUUUAAAAUUGAAUGAAAGUUUCAAGUCACAUGAAGAAUUACAAAAAAGAAUAAAGGAAUAUCAAAAUUAUUCAAAUUGUAUUUUUUACACAAGAGAUUCUUCGACCAUCGAACGGUGUCGAAAAAACGGUCUAAAAAGACCUAUUGAUAAAAAUUUGAAGUAUUAUUUUUUAAAAUAUAAUUGCAUUCAUGGCGGAAGAAAUUUUAAACCAGCAGGAAGAGGAGAGAGAUCGUCAAGUACCUUCCAAAAGGAAUGCCCAGCUACAUUUCACGUUAAUGUGAGUGAUGAUGGAAAACGGUUGUUCAUAUCGAGAAUCGACUUACAUCAUAAUCAUCUUACGACGAAACAAUUGUAUGAACACUUGCCUCAAACUCGACGGAUGACUCCAGAAGUUAAAGAAAAGGUUAAGGAACUGAUAAACUUAAAAGCCAAUAAAACGGCAAUUAAAGAUCUAAUUAUAAAACAAACUGGAAAAGUUGAUAAUAUUUUCAAAGGUCUUUUUUUUGCUACACCGCAAAUGAAAUCAGCCAUGGAAUUUUAUCCCGAGUACGUUGGAAUCGACGCAACAUAUAAAUUAUUAAAUAUUAGGGCACCUGUUUAUUUAUAUAUAGUCGAAAAUCCUAAUGGCUGUACCGAAAUUGCGGGGGUAUCGAUUUUAGUUAAUGAAGACAAACCGAGCAUUACAUGGAUGAUGAAUUGUUUUAAAGCAUGUCAUCCUUCAUGGAAAAAAAUUAAGUGCAUUAUGACAGAUAAAGAUCUGACGGAAAGAGCCGCGAUUCGUGACAGUUUGUUACCUUUGGAAGUGAAUCUGAUUAUGUGUGCAUUUCAUACACUCAGAACUUUUAAUAGAGAAAUCACUAUAGAAAAAAGAAACAUAACAGCAAAAGAAAGGGAUGAAGCUAAAAGAAUUCUUCAGGAGUUGGUGUAUGCAAAGACCGAAGAACGUUAUUUUCAAUUGUAUGAAGAACUAAAAAAAAUGCCGCAGUCAAUCGUGGAAUACUUCGAUAAAAACUGGCAUGAAUGUCGAAAAGAGUGGUCUCUAUCUAGUGAUUACGUGCAACACAACUUUGGGAACGGUACUAAUAAUCGAUUGGAAUCAUUAAAUGCGAAAAUAAAAAUAGAUGUAGAUAAAUAUCUGUCAUUGGAAGAUUUCGUGAGACAAUUAUUAAUUUGUACGGAAUGCUCUCAAUUAGAGAAAAAUCACAAAGCAGCCAAGUCGUACCAAAAACAAAAAGUUCUCAGUUUUUCUAAAGAUUCUCCAGAAUGUCGUUAUUCUCAAUACGUCACAAAUUAUGCAUUUAAUUUCAUCAAAAAAGAACUAGAGAAAAUGCAUAAUUUGGAAUUAAUUUACAAUGAAAAUUUAAAUGUUUAUCAACAAAAUUUAACGCCUACUGGCAUAAUAUCUACGACAUCUUCAUCAUGUGACUGUUUAGAGCGCACGUCAAUGAUUUUACCAUGCAGACACAUAUUUAUGGUGAGAAAAAUUGAGAAUAAAAAUUUAUUUGAAGAAAGCCUUUGUGACAAAAGAUGGACCAGUGAUUAUUACUACAAUACUCAGAGAGUAUUUUCAACUGUACAAGAAGAAAUUUCAAUUCCAGAGCCUGUUAUUACUUCGACACAAUACAAACAAAAAGUUUUAUCAGAAAAUGAAAAAUAUAAAAAAUCAUUAGAAGUUGUUAAAAAAUUACCUGCUUUAGCGGCUGAAGUAGGGACUAAAUUAUUUUUAAAAAGAUUUGAAGUAUUGGUUAAUUUAGUAGAAGCUUGGCAAAAUAAUCAAGAGGUAGUAAUUAUAAAAGAAUCAAAUAAAAAUAAACAAACAAUUCAUCUGGACUCCUCAGAACCGAAUUCACCUGAUGUUACUGAAUCUGAUUCUGACAAUCAAAUGGAGGAUGAUAGAGAUUUAAAAGAUUCUUCAAUUGAUGAAAAUCUUAAUAAUUCUAUAAAUUCAGAUAGGAAUGAAGACAGUGAUUUACAAGAAACUUUCAAUGAUGAAAAUCCUCAUUCUCCAAACAUUAUUGUUCAUGAGAAUCCGCGAGAAGAAAAAAAUGAUCUUAUAAAUUCAGAUAGCAAUGACGAUGGUCAUUUACAAGACACUUUUAAUGACAAAGAUCCUGAUUCUCCAAAUAUUAUCAUUCAUGACACCCCACGAACAGAACAAAUUUCUUUCACAAGUUCCGAUAGCAGUGACGAUAAUGAUGCUCGACAAAUAAAAAAACGCCGAACGAGAAAUGCGCUGUCGGACAGCUCUGAUGACAACAAUGAUAGAGCCAUAUUAAGUCAAAGCACUGGAUUAAAAGAAAAUGAAAAAUACAUGCCGAAUGUAUCAACACCCAUAGAGCCAACGAAAAAAUUAAGUAUAUUGUCUAAUGUUAUUGUGCAACCGGCUCUGAAAAGAAGAGGACGACCCCGAGGUACAGAUCAAACAGUGAUCGGACUUAAAAAAAUUAUAAAAGAUAAAAAAUCACUCAAAACGCCAUUUAUCAAUAAAUCAACUGAAGAUAAGCGCAAAAUUAUAUUGCAAUGGUUAGUAAAAGAAGAGGUUAUCACAGAAAUAUUUAAUAAUAAAAAAAAAAUAUGUAUGAAAAUGAUUUAACGAAAAAUUAUAAAGA